AUGCCUGCACUCGACCAAAACACAACUAGGCGCCGCGGCGUCGGCACCCGCGGCCUCGACGAGGACCAGGCGCUUGACGGUUACACCCUCAUCGCGCCGCUCACAGGCAAAACCAUCUACCUCAUUGAUAAUGCUGGGAAGACGGUCCAUGGGUGGACAGUCCCAUACCGCAUCGGCCGCGCUGCGCGCUUCUUGCCCAACGGCAACAUUGUGGUCGGGUGCAAGGACCCCAACGCGCCUGCACCGUUCCUCUUCUUUGGAAAGUAUGGUGGCGGCAUCUACCUCGAGUUGAACCCGGAGGGCCACAUUGUUCACGAUAACCACCUCCUAUACGCCUCGCUGGAGCCUCUUUCCCUGGACAAGGCCGCCGAACUGCCCGGCGGUGUGCCCGGAACAGAGGCGUUUGAUGGCCACGUCUACUCCGACAUUAUCCGCGAGGUCAAGGAUGGCCAAGUGGUGUGGGAGUGGAAGGUCAGCGAGCAUCUUGAUCCCAAAGUCUUUCCACUGCAGCCCGCCUACCCGCGCGAACACUGGCCGUUAAUCAAUACCGUCUACCCUUUGGAAGAUGGCAACCACAUUCUCGCCUCGCUGCGGUCCGUCUCGGCCGUCAUCAUCAUUGACAAGCGGACCAAAGAGGUAGUGUGGCACCUGGACUCGACGGUGGUCGCGCAGCAGCACUCGGCCAACGAGCUGCCCAAUGGUAACAUCCUUGUCUUCGACAACGGGGCAUUUCGCCACCACGAGAGUCAUCAGUACUCACGCGCACUGGAGGUUGAUCGCAAGACCAAGGAGGUGGUCUGGCAGUGGACUGCAAGGCAAAAGGAAACGUUCUACACCCCGUUCAUGGGAUCGGCGCAACGCCUUCCCAACGGCAACACUCUCCUGUGCGAGGCAGCAUUUGGGCGUCUCAUUGAGGUGACACACAGAGGCGACGUGGUGUGGGAGUUUGUGAAUCCCCACUUUGCCGAGGACCCGGACGAGGCCGCGCGCAAGGUCUGGCCUGGAGAGUCGAAUGCCCUUUUCCGCGCCAGCAAGUAUGGCAAGGACGAGAUUCCAUGGUUGAAGUAG
Molecule: messenger RNA, 1068 nt
Organism: Apiotrichum porosum
Lineage: Eukaryota; Fungi; Basidiomycota; Tremellomycetes; Trichosporonales; Trichosporonaceae
Exons: 7
Coding region: 1-1068 (355 amino acids)
Molecular function (GO): protein binding
Source: RefSeq, a predicted model, not a curated record